AAAAUUGGCACGACUUGUUCUUCGCCGCCCCACCAAACACCCUCUCCUCUCUUUUCAAUCUACUACCUCUAUCCGCCUAUACAACAUACAACUACUCUUCUCAUUCCCUAAUAAUUCCGCACCCAUGGUUUCCUUCUCUUCCAUUCAAUUUCAACCCCCCGCCGCAGCCAUUUCUCCCCGUACUUCAAUCCUCCUCUCUCACCACCACCACCAUUCCGAUCAAUUGUCUCUCUCCUCAUCGCCGCCGCCGCCGCAGCCGCGCCGCCUCCACUGCAUCCGCGCGAUCGACGCCGCGCAGCCGUACGACUACGAGGCGUACCUGUUCAACCGGUUCAGCCAGUCCAGCAAGCUCAAAAUCGCCGUGGUAGGGUUCGGAAACUUCGGCCAAUUCCUGGCCAAGGCCUUCAUCCGGCAAGGCCACACCGUCUUCGCCCACUCCCGCUCCAACUACCACGCCGUCGCGCAGUCCCUCGGCGCCGCCUUCUUCCCCGAUCCGCACGACCUCUGCGAGCAGCACCCCGACGUGAUCCUCCUCUGCACCUCCGUGAUCUCCACCGAGUCCGUCCUCCGGUCCCUCCCCCUCCAGCGCCUCCGCCGCAACACGCUCUUCGUCGACGUCCUCUCCGUCAAGGAAUUCCCCAAAAACAUCUUCCUCCAAAUCCUGCCCCACCACUUCGACAUCCUCUGCACGCACCCCAUGUUCGGCCCCGAGAGCGGCAAGCUGACGUGGCAGAACCUCCCCUUCGUCUUCGACAAGGUCAGGAUCGGCAACGAGGACUCCCGAAUCAACCGCGUCGAGGCCUUCUUAGAUAUCUUCAAAAAGGAAGGCUGCGCGAUGGUGGAGAUGAGCUGCGCCGAGCACGAUAAGUACGCCGCCGGGUCGCAGUUCAUCACGCACACCAUGGGGAGGAUUCUGGAGAAGCUGCAGCUCGAGAGCACUCCGAUCAACACCAAGGGCUACGAGACGCUGCUGAAUUUGGUGGAGAACACCGCCAGCGACAGCUUCGAUCUGUACUACGGCCUCUUUAUGUAUAAUAAGAAUGCGAUGGAGCAGCUGGAGAGGUUGGAUUUGGCGUUUGAGGCGCUCAAGAAAGAGCUGUUCGGCCACUUGCACGAGGUCUUGAGGAAGCAGUUGUUUGGGAAGUCGGAGGAGGGCGGCCACCGGAGGCCGAUGCUCGCCAAAUUGCCCAAGCAUGGGACUCCUCCGUUGUUGCCAUCUCAAUCGGAGGCCGUUGCCAACAACAACAAUUAAUUAGGCUGUUUUGUGUUGUAUUAUUAGUGAUGAUUGAAAUUGUGUUUCUAUUUAUAGUAUCAUAUGAGCUGAUUGAAUUUUGUAACUUUGGGUAACACAACUAUGGAGCAUUUGAUAUUGUGACAA
Messenger RNA from Salvia hispanica, 1378 nucleotides. RefSeq names its product arogenate dehydrogenase 2, chloroplastic-like. Lineage: Eukaryota; Viridiplantae; Streptophyta; Magnoliopsida; Lamiales; Lamiaceae. Gene Ontology annotation, biological process: L-tyrosine biosynthetic process. The record is from RefSeq and is a predicted model, not a curated record. Gene Ontology annotation, molecular function: arogenate dehydrogenase (NADP+) activity; prephenate dehydrogenase (NAD+) activity; prephenate dehydrogenase (NADP+) activity.